Messenger RNA from Aphanomyces invadans, 498 nucleotides. RefSeq lists its product as hypothetical. The record is from RefSeq and is a predicted model, not a curated record. The coding region runs from base 1 to 498 and encodes 165 amino acids. Lineage: Eukaryota; Oomycota; Saprolegniomycetes; Saprolegniales; Verrucalvaceae. The transcript has 5 exons.
AUGGCCGCGUCGCUCGAAGCGCAAAAUUGCCAAGACAAGGACCAGUUGUCGAAAGUUACGCAGAGUUUGCGAGACAUGAUGCUGAGCCAUGCGAACGAGAUGGAGAAGCUGCAUGCGGCACAGGACACCAUCAACGAAGAACGGACGCGUUGUGAUGCCCUCGUCCGUCGCCAUCAGCUGAACGCGACCUUUCUCGCAGAUACACAAGGGCUCAAGACCCAAUUAGCAGAGCUCGAGACGCAGCACGAAGCGCUCGUGAAGGUUGUGAGUUCUACUGGAUGGCACUACUCGACGGGAGAAAAAAUGAUUAAUGCGCUGCGGCAGUCGCUGCACUUGGCAAAGCCGAGCUGCACCCCACCGACAACUCUGCCGCACGGCGUCGUCAAGCGCCGCGUGUACCUGUCCCCGCGUGAACGUGUACAUAGCUCGACGAGUCGACACAACAUGAACGUGCUUGGCGCACCCACCGACGCGGUACGGCCGUUGUGCGAUCUGUAG